This is a messenger RNA of Podarcis lilfordi (Lilford's wall lizard), 477 nucleotides long. Lineage: Eukaryota; Metazoa; Chordata; Lepidosauria; Squamata; Lacertidae. The record is from the annotation of a GenBank genome assembly.
AUGGACGGGAGGGGGAGAGAACGAGGCCCGGUCUCCGAGAAGAUUGCGGGGAGCCCCGACCCGCCGACGCCGUCGAGGCGGGUUGGAGAGGGGGCCCAUUGGGCAGCCCUGAACAGCGCCCCAGAGGAGAGAAGGGGGGACGGGACGGCCUCCGGGCGCCCCUCGAUCCUUCCUCGCGGGAAAUCCGACGGCCCUUCGCUGCAGAAAGUCCAUUUUGCGUAAGGUGGGGAGACGGACGCGCGAAGGAAGCCAUCUUGCCUCGCCCUGGGCUCCCUCGGAAGGAGCUCGGGGGGCACGAGGUGGUGGUCGCUCUUUGAGCUGGUGGGGGUUGGAUGCAGGGGCCACCCAUUAGAUGCCUUCCCGGGGUGUGUGCAAAAAGCCAAAAGUUUGUGUGCUGGGAAAAGCCAGAGCAGCGCGUCUCCUUUUAUUUUCCUGCCCAGGCAAAUGCGCCAUGGCGAGGUCGCCUUUGCGUCUUGA